AUGGAUGGGUCCAAUCAGACCUCCUCCAUGGUGGGGUUCAUUCUCCUGGGCCUCUCAGACCACCCAAUGCUGGAGAAAACAUUCCUUGUGCUCAUCCUGCUGAUGUACCUGGUGGUCCUCCUGGGCAAUGGGGUCCUCACGGUGACCACCCUGGACUCCCACACGCACACGUCCAUAUACAUCUGUCUGGGAAACCUCUCCUUCCUGGACAUCUGCUACACAACCUCCUUGGUCCCCCUCAUUCUCAACAGCUUCCUGACCCCUGGGAAAACCAUCUCCUUCUCAGCCUGUGCCAUGCAAAUGUUUCUCUCUUUUGCCAUGGGAGCCACAGAAUGUGCGCUGGUGGGCAUGAUGGCAUUGGAUCGCUAUGUGGCCAUCUGCAAUACCCUUAGAUACCCCGUGGUCAUGAACAAGGCUGCCUACGUGCCCAUGGCUGCCAGCUCCUGGGCAGCUGGAAGUGCUGCUUCCAUGGUUCAAACAUCCCUUGCAAUGAAGCUGCCCUUCUGUGGGAACAACGUCAUCAACCACUUCACCUGUGAGAUCCUGGCUGUCCUGAAGUUGGCCUGUGCUGACAUCUCCAUCAAUGUGAUCAGUAUGGCGGUGGCCAAUGUGAUCUUCCUAGGGGUCCUAGUUGUGUUCAUCUCUUUCUCUUUUGUGUUCAUCAUUGCUACCAUCCUGAGGAUCCCCUCAGCUGAGGGAAGGAAAAAGGCCUUCUCCACCUGCUCUUUCCACCUCACAGUUGUGGUCGUCUUCUAUGGGACCAUCCUUUUCACGUACGGGAAGCCCAAGUCCAAGGACCCGCUGGGGACAGACAAAGAAGAUACUUCAGAAAAGCUGACUUCCCUCUUCUACUGGGUGGUGACCCCCAUGCUCAGUCCCAUCGUGUACAGCCUAAGGAACAAGCAUGUGAAGGCCACUGUGAGGAAACUGGUAUUUUGGAAAUGCUUCACCCAGUGGUGGUGGAGAGGUACUAAUGGUUCUAUGCUCCCUUGUUGCUCUCAUCUGAGAGUCUCAGAGAAUAAGAUGAAGGGACAACUUCAUCAAAGUUUACACAGGUAA
Equus quagga is the source of this 1059-nucleotide messenger RNA. Its product is annotated as olfactory receptor 13C7-like. Gene Ontology annotation, molecular function: G protein-coupled receptor activity; olfactory receptor activity. Gene Ontology annotation, cellular component: membrane. Gene Ontology annotation, biological process: G protein-coupled receptor signaling pathway. Lineage: Eukaryota; Metazoa; Chordata; Mammalia; Perissodactyla; Equidae. The record is from RefSeq and is a predicted model, not a curated record.